Messenger RNA from Ipomoea triloba (trilobed morning glory), 851 nucleotides. RefSeq names its product Werner Syndrome-like exonuclease. Gene Ontology annotation, molecular function: nucleic acid binding; 3'-5' exonuclease activity. Gene Ontology annotation, cellular component: nucleus; cytoplasm. The transcript has a single exon. Bases 87 to 719 code for a protein of 210 amino acids. Gene Ontology annotation, biological process: nucleobase-containing compound metabolic process. The record is from RefSeq and is a predicted model, not a curated record. NCBI's taxonomy places the organism in Eukaryota, Viridiplantae, Streptophyta, Magnoliopsida, Solanales, Convolvulaceae.
GAAGUCCUAUAUUUGGUGACCAGUUCACCUCCUCACUCCUUCGCUCUCUCUUCCCCGCCCCUAAAUUCCUCAAAACCUAGAUAGCUAUGGAAAUUGGCAUUGUUGACUACGUGGACGGAUCCCCCGAUCUGUUCAACGUUCAGUUCCAAGGAGACAUUAUCAGAACCUUGGUCACCCACGAGCCCCGGGAGGUCGUUGACUGGAUCUCCGAGGUGGAGGCCGUCCAUCGCCGCCGUCUGAACCACCUGAUCGUGGGCCUCGACGCAGAGUGGCGGCCCAGUUUCUCCAAAGGGCACCAGAACCCGGUGGCGACUCUCCAGCUCUGCGUGGGGCGGCGCUGCCUCGUCUUCCAAAUCCUCCACUGCAGCUACAUCCCGGACAGGCUCGUCGGCUUCCUGGCGAACCCUAGCUACACCUUCGUGGGGGUCGCGAUCAAGGGCGACGUGGAGAAGCUUGUGGAGGACUAUAAUUUGUGGGUGAGGAAGGCCGUGGAUUUGCGUGCCCUAGCUGUGCGGCGGUCCAACGAUUUGGCUCUGAGGAAUGUUGGGUUGAAGGAUUUGGUGAGGAUUUACAUGGGGGCGCAGAUGGAGAAGCCCAAACGGGUGACUAUGGGGAGGUGGGAUCAAGAGUUUCUAACCACAGAGCAGAUUCAGUAUGCCUGCAUUGAUGCUUUCGUGUGCUUUGAAAUUGGCAGGAUUUUGAAUGCUUCUUUUGCCUAGUAAUAUAUAUAUAUAUAUAUAUAUAUGGCUGCUGCUUUAUUUUAUUUUCGGAAUGUCUGCUGCAGCUGUUAUCUUUGAUUCUGCAACCAUAUUGUUGGUAUUAUAUAUAUAUUUUUCGUAUUAUUGACUUUA